Gryllus bimaculatus (two-spotted cricket) is the source of this 6467-nucleotide messenger RNA. Lineage: Eukaryota; Metazoa; Arthropoda; Insecta; Orthoptera; Gryllidae. The record is from the annotation of a GenBank genome assembly.
CUGUGCCGGCCGGUGGACCCGCUGGAGCUGCUGCUUGAGUGGCAGAAGCCCGGCCGGCUGGAGGAGUUCCGGGCGGCGCUGGCGGCGGGCGAGACGGACGGCGCGCGGGCCGACCCGAACCGCGUGUACGGCCAGCCGUACUGCGCGUCGCUGCUGGACGAGGCGGUCCAGCGCGACCGCGAGGGCGGCUUCGUGGCAGAGUGCAUGGGCGUAUUACUUGCUUGUCCUCGACUUCUCGUCAACCAAACUAACCGGAAGGGGCAGACGCCAAUCUUUAUCGCCGCUUCUAAAAACCAACGAGAGACAGUGCGAAUACUGCUACAGCAUGGAGUUAUGGUCGAUGUGGACAAAACGUACAACAAAAGUACUGCAAGGCAGCUUAUCAAAGAAAAAUUUAAUGACGUUUUCGAUGAGGAACUGAAUGCCAUCAUACCCGCCGAGAAAGAUAUGCAGCUAAAAGAUUUUCUGGACCAUCGAGAUGUGGAUGGUUUUCUAGAGUUACUCGAGCAAAAGAAAGACAAGGAACCAAACAAAGAGUGGGUGGACGCCAAUGACGGCUCUUACACACUGUUGCAGAAAGCUGUGAAGGACAGACUAUUCGACCCCCGACUGAUCAAAAUUGUAAAAGCUCUCCUGGAAAGCGGUGCCGAUCCUAGUCUCACGACGCCAGGCCAGCAAACUCUUCCAGCCCAAUUUGCUGCUCGCAAUGGCGACAGUGACGUUCUGGAACUUCUCUGCAAACAUGGCGCCAAAAUAACGUCACAGGAUGGGAAAACCGCGCUGCACGAUGUCAUUGAAAAAGCAGACCCCGAGUCCAUCACAUUUGAGAAGUACAAAAAGUGUUUCACUAUUCUUUUAGAUAACAAAAAUGAAAAUUACCUAAGCGAUAUAAAUUCGCAGGAUAGUAUAGGAAAUACUCCCUUACAUCUUGCAGUAAAAUAUGGAAUAGAAGAUUUUACUCUAAAAUUAUUGGAAAAGGGAGCAUACAUCGGAACAAAAAACAAGUUUGGAGACAUACCAAUUGUAGAUUUAUCACCUGUUACACUAAGAAACUUUUUAGACAAAUGUGUGACUAGCGAGAAAUCUUCCAGAGAUGAUGAUUACAAAGUAUUGUUUGAUGUAAAUUUUUUAAAACCUCCAGAUGAAUCAGUUCCUUUCUGUGACAGUAAUUCAAUAAACUCUUAUAAAAUUCCAAUAUCGGAUGAUCGAGUACCCACAAACCCUGUUGAAUGUGAAUGCGCACCUUUACUUCACAUAAGUAAAGUGAAGGACCUUCGUCCUGUAUUAAACCACCCAGUAAUUACUAGCUUCCUGGAGAUUAAAUGGCGAGGCAUACGAUCCUUUUUCUGGAUAAAUUUAUGCUUUUACUUACUGUUUGUUUCUCUUCUAACUAUUUACAUUCUUUUCUAUUAUGAAUCUGCCUUGGGAGACCUCAAAGACCUUGUCGAAGAAGAUGGUCCCGCAGCGUUGAUUAAGCCUUCCUCUGACAGUCCACCAAAAAAUGCCACUAAAAAUGACACUGGGCAUGAAAUGCCCAGCUCUUUAGGUUGCAAAAUCAUUUGGAUAAUUGUUUCGGUGCUGUUCAUUGUACUAGUACUGAGAGAAUUUUUUCAAUUGAUAGUUGCGCCAAAGCAUUACAUUUACUCUCUUGAAAAUUACCUUGAAAUUCUGCUCCUCGUUUUUUGCGGAUUUGUUUUAUUUCAUCCUUCGGUGGGUCCACGGACUAGACCGCACUUGUCUGCCAUUACAAUAUUGCUGUCGUGGGCAGAAUUAGUUUUACUUAUAGGCCGUCAUCCACGUCUUUCUACGAACAUAGAGAUGUUGAAAACUGUUUCGAUGAACUUUCUGAAGUUCUUGGCCUGGUAUUCUCUGCUUAUCUUUGCGUUUGCAUUAAGUUUCUACUCCCUCUUUCGUAGCAGUACAGAGGAAGACAACUUCUUUCUGGACCCAGGGUCGUCUUUCUUCAAGACUGUUGUCAUGGUAACCGGUGAAUUUGAAGCAGGAGAACUUCCUUUCGUAAUGUUUCCUGGUACGAGUCACAUUGUGUUUGUUCUCUUUGUGUUCCUUGUGGCCAUCGUACUCUUCAAUUUGCUAAAUGGUCUAGCAGUCAGCGACACGCAAGCAAUACGUGAAGAUGCGGAAUUGGUCGGUAUUGUGUCUCGAAUCAAUCUUGUGUCCUACACGGAGAAGAUUCUUCUCAGUCAUCCCUUUUGGUGUCGAAAAUGCAAAGAUAAUGAUUGCUGCUUCUUCCAAGCUUUCUCAUUCCUUCAGAAACUUCCUUUGUGUAGCCUCACGAACCAGGCGAAGAAAGUAAGACUUUUCCCUUAUGUGCUUCCGGAUGGAAAAAUUUCAGUCCUUCCGAACCAGGCGAGUGAAAUCUAUUUUAGCCCCGAAAGUCGCAAAGCCACCUCCGAUGAUGAAUGUUGCAAGCCGUUAGACUGUCGUUAUUAUCUAGAUGUAUCCAUCUUAAAAGCAGCUGACAAGAUUCUACAGUCUCAGAAAAAUCCUUCAUGCAACGAAGGUUGUACCCACUUUGAAAAAAUUUCCCAAUUAGAAGCAAAGCUGGAAGAUUUGAAUGAAACCAGCCAGAAGAAUCAAGAAAUGCUUCAAAAGAUUAUGCAAUUGCUAGAAAAUGCUUAUAAUGCUCAGUUAAUUAAAGAAGAAAGUUUUGAAGCAAUAUAAACAUUUAAAAAACUCAGUAUUACCAAUCAAUUUCUCGUCAGUUCUAACAUAUAACUUUAACUAUGGUCAAAAUGAACAUUCAUGGAAAAAGUCAUACUCAUGUUUCACCAAAAACCUCAUCCAUCACUUUUUCUUAUGACUCAAAUAAAAUAAAUCUGAUUGGAGUUAGUAAUUUAAUAUUUCUCAUGAAUUGAAAACUUGGUUUAUUUAUCUUAAUAAGGAUUGCAGCUUGGGUACUUUUAGGAUGUAAAACAAUAUUGCAUUUGCACCACACAAAAUAAUGCCUAUGUUAUAAUAUCAAUAUGACUGAAACAAAAACCUUGUGACAUACAUAAUUAUAUUGUAAUGAAUUAUUUUGUCAUCUUUGUUUGUUUCUGAACGUGUAAAUAUUGUCAUGAAAAUGGUGUUCCUUCGAUGGUGUAAAGAACUUUCAAUGAGAAAAUUAUGUUUUAAAUUCUGAAAUGAAAGAAGGCCUAAUUUAAUUUUUUUAUUUAAACUAAUUAUUCAUUAGACUAAUGUUUCUUUUAAAAAAAUUGUGUAAAAAUAUUUUUUUUGAAGUGUAAAAAAAUUGAAAACAAAUGUAAAAUUGUACAAUAUAAAUUAAUAAAAAUGACAAGGGAAGAAAGUGUCUUUGAUCAUACAGAAAGAUUACUCAAACUCAUACUGAUGUAAAUACAAACAAUUAAAUUAUCAAGUGUAGUUAAAUUAUUUUAUCUUUUCCUGUGAAUGCAAACAGCAUGCAAAAUUUUUAAUAUAGAAGAUUUUGGUUGAUACUAAUAUAAGUAAUACAAUGUGCCAAUAGAUGAUUUAAUGGGAUUUAUUCAAAUGAUUUGGGAAUAAUCAUAAUAGUGUAACAUGAAGAUGUUCUUGUAAUGGAAUGAGGGUAAAUAAAAGUUGCAGCACCAUACACACUUAUUGGUAGAGAAAAACAACGGUGGCUUGUACGGAGCCAUUUUUUUCUUUUUUGAACACGUAACGAACACAAAACUUGACACUUUUCUUUGAUAAGGAAUUUGUCCUUUUAACAUCAGAUUGCAUGUCACAGUAAUUCACUAGAUGCUUGUCGAGUUCCAUACCAGCUCCUGUACCAGCAGAGCCAGUCUUCUCUAAAUGCUCUUGCACACUUAUUUACCCAAUCAACACCAACUUGCAGGUAAGCUAGUGUAACUGCCACUUAUAAUCCAUCAUGACUCCAAUUCGAUUUCACUAAGUACAUAUAUUUAUAUAUUAACCUCAAUGCUUGUUUGUGUAUACAAAUAUUAUUUACAUAUACAUGGAUAAUUUUUCGAGUUUCUAUCACCCUAUUAACAAGGAUUUUUAAUAAAAAUGUGCACCAUUCAUCUAAGUAUUGGUCUUUACGAGAAGAGUUGGUCAACACAUUAAUAGGUAAUAAAUAUCAAUGAAUAAUAUGCAGAGGGAAUGAUGAUUUCCAAUAUAAAACAUGGCAACAUUCUCAGGAGGCUAGCAUGAGUUGAGGAUUUGUAUUGUUAACGUUGUGACAGGGUGAGACAGGGUGCAGAGGCAACAGAGGUUGGGCUUCAUCUACAGACACAAUUAUGCUACAACAACCACCAGCAAUCAGCAAAAGUCUCACACGAUCUACCACAAAAUAGUUUGAACAAUGUACAUUAAAAAAUAAAGAAUGAGUGAUCAUUUGUUAGGUUUGUUUGGCCUUGGUUCUUUCUCUUUGUGUAGACACAGUUCCAAUAUUUCUACAAAUGAAGCAGUUGGAGUUUACUUUUCAAGCCUUCUUUGCCAAUUUCUCACUUGCACACCGUGAAUAAAAUGACAAGGAAACAAUGUGAUUAAAUGUGUAAAAGUAGUUUACAAAACCAUGUAGGCUUAUUUCCUUUGGAAACAUUUAAAACUUCUGAACUAGAAAAUUAGGAACAUGAUAAUGUCAUUAUAAUUAUCUUAUAAAUUACUAGGACUAGAAAACAUCAAAUAAAUAUAAAAUCAGUAAUCAACCAUCUGCAAAAAUUUGAUUUAAAUAUAUAAAAGACUAGAGAGAAUUCCAUCGAAUUCAUACUAUGACAAUAAUUUCAAAAUCUUGGUUCUUUGUGUUUUCUCUCACACUUUCUUAUCGGCCAUCAUGAUACCAUUCAUUUAACACUGUCCAAUUCCUUUUAACUGCUUAUCAAGAAAAUCAGGUUUUCGUUGCAUCUUUGGUUCACCAUAAAGAGCCUUAUAGUAUAUAGAAACAUUGAGAACCGCCUCACGUGCAUGACCAGGGCACAUUGUGUUAAUAUCCACCUAAAAUUUGUGCGCUUCUGUGUCUAAGACAACCGAAUGUUUAAAUUAAAUCUCUACAGGUUGGAAAAUAAACUGUAGACAAUAUAUAAACAACUCGCCCUUGUAGCGCAACACCAAGCUUCUUUUUCUGUCAGACAGUUCUUGGUAUAUAGUGUAUGAAAUGCAAGAUAUAAAAUACAGAUUUUGUGACAGAUACAUGGUGUGUAAACAACACGCUAAUGAUCUCUAGAGUACACGUUACAGAGAUCCAAAAGAGCACUUUUCUUUUAAGAGCUCAGGAAGAACUUUCAUGAGAUAGCUUUUGUAUUAGCAGCAAGCUAGUGUUUGCAAAUUUAUUUGAGAAAAGUAAAUUUAGAAUGUUCUUGGAAAACCAUAUAGAAUAUCAAGUCACAUGAAAAGUUUAGAAUAGAAUUUUUACCAUUAUUGUGUGGCUAGAGCACAAUAGCAAUUUCAAAGAAAGUGUCAGCACAAAAGACUUCAGUGAAAGCAUUCCAAACAGACUAGUUUGAUUACAUUCAUCUUCGACUGGCAUGACGUGGAAGCAUGCUCAGGGCAUUUCAAAGAGAGGCUUUAGGACCAAAAAGGUCCCAAGAGCUUCAGAGAACCAAGGUUCCCUAUCCUCUUGAGCAUAUUGCAAAAUAUCCUUUCUGUACCUUUCUCCUUAGGGUUAGGCCUAAUACUUUCAAAUAAUAAGUGACAAACAAAUUACACUAUAUCUAAUGUAGGCUGCAAUGAUAGCGACAUUAUUGUCACUUCUGAACAACAGAAAUUUAGCUUUUGGAUUUCCAUCUCAUAGAGCACAAGGUAAGUAUUGUAGAAGGGCAGAGGUAUUUUGCAGUCAACUAGGCCGUAUACUUAAGUCCUACUGCAGUACUAGAGGACCGGGUUCUAGGAUCGCACUGGAGAUCGCACUAGUUUACAGUUAUCACCAACGCAACCUCCAAUUCUUGAGACAGAAGUAUGAAAUAGGCCUAGAGCUCAAGCUAACUUUUUAAAUUUUUCGUCUAUGAAUCUAUGGAUUGUCACAAGUAUAAAUGAUGAGUGUAGUGGGUUUUCUUCGCAGUGUGCUGUAUCACUGUUUCCAUCCCUCUUUCGCCCCCCGUAUUGGUCGGGCCUCAUCUUGCGCCAAUUUUAUUGUUUAUAUUUACCAGAAGAGAUAAAAUAACCAAAAAAUUGCAUACGCCACAGUCUGGUCACUAUCGCAACACAGUCCAUGCCGCCCUCGCGACGAAGGCGCGGAUAAAGAGUACCGACCUGGUUGUGAGAAUUGUGUGGAUGUGCGCGUCCAACUUAGUGUUCUGUCCAACCACAACCGGUGAGUAACAGUUUGUUUUUUUAUUAUACAAUAUAAUCGCUCGUUAUUUUUUAAACAAAAGAACGCAUUUUUUCGGGCAACGUGCUCUCACGAGACGGUCGGCGCACGGUGCGUUUGAGCGGUGAGGUGGCGAUUACGCGAAUUGUCUUUGCGGCCGCCCGCGCCUCCCCUCCUCCUCCGCCGCCUCCGCCGCCACGCCACCGCCACCGCCGCCUCC